Molecule: messenger RNA, 2345 nt
Organism: Pogonomyrmex barbatus (red harvester ant)
Lineage: Eukaryota; Metazoa; Arthropoda; Insecta; Hymenoptera; Formicidae
Gene: morula
Product: anaphase promoting complex subunit morula
Biological process (GO): ubiquitin-dependent protein catabolic process; metaphase/anaphase transition of mitotic cell cycle; protein K11-linked ubiquitination
Cellular component (GO): anaphase-promoting complex
Molecular function (GO): ubiquitin protein ligase binding
Source: RefSeq, a predicted model, not a curated record
GAGUGGUUCAAACAUGACUGAGGGGGUACCUUCAGAUCUAUUUCACCUGAUAGAACUCGCAUUUCCAAUAAUUAAAGGAAAGAUUCAAGAUGAAUGUGAAACAGAGAAAGAAUUCUUGAAGUUAAUAGAGAUUUUACAAUACCAAGAAGCACAUGUUGAAGAGAUUAUAAUUCAUCACAUAGAGCGAUAUGUUCGUUGUCAUGUGGCACCAGCAUUCUGGGAAAAGUUUGAGCAAACAGAAGAUGCCGAACGGGGCUUUGAAUUGUUCAAAUCCGCCGUAGAUGGUCUAUAUGCCAGUUUCACAGAAUUUUUGCCAAUUCUGAAAAAACUGGAAUACUUAAGACAGCACAGUGGCAAGAACAGUAUAGAGACAAAAUUCAAUUUUAUUGUGAGAGCAACAUUGCUGAGCCAAUUACCUCUGUGUCAUGAAUGUAUCAUAGGACACUUUUAUAAAAUCGCAUUUAAUGUAUUUUGCAAUAUGGACAACUCGUCGCAAGAAAGAUAUAAUUUUAAAGCAGAUACGCCAACCAGCGAAGAUUCAGUCCAGUGCACGGGAUGCGGCCAGAAGAUGAAGAACUGCCGAUGUCAAAUGAUAGUCUGCAUAUUUUAUGAGACAAAUAGGAAAUUAAUCAAGUUGGAAUUGCUGGAGAAUCUUGUGGGAAACGUACUCACAUCGUUAAUUCACGUUCGUAUUGAAAAUCAUGUAAUCGAAACGUGUGAUAAUAAGACGUUCGAUGUAUCACAACUGGCCCCAUUGGAAAAUUGGCUUGAGAAUGUUGUUAUGAGUUGGCUGAUAAGAAUUUACUCCGGCGGUUUUUCGAUAACGGAAGUGCUUAGCGACGAAGUUUAUAGUACUAUAAACAAGUUUAAACAGAAGUUAUCUCAUUUUCUGUAUGAAACGUAUACCAAGACAAGGAUCGAUAAUCUCUUUAACAUAAUAAUAGAAUAUCCCGAAUCGCAGCCCGCGGUGGACGAUCUGCGAGUUUAUCUAGGAAGAACUGAUCAACGAAAAGUUUUAGUUAAAAAUUUGCAGGAAGCGAUCAAAACGAGGCUUCUACAUGCAGGUGUGAAUACUCCUGAUAUCUUGACUGCUUAUAUCGCCGCGAUUAAAGCGCUCAAGCAUCUCGAUCCCACCGGAGUUCUUUUAGAAGCUGUAACAGAGCCCAUUAAAAGCUAUUUGAGAAACAGAGAAGAUACCGUACGUUCUGUCGUUAAUAGUUUGCUUGAUGAUUCGCCCAGCGGAUUAGCUGACGAAUUGGUGAACGGCGAGUACCUACAGCUGGAUGAUGGUUCAGCGGAAGACGAAACCGAAGAUUGGGAGAAUUGGAUGCCAGAUCCAGUCGAUGCCGAUCCUGCCAAAUCAACACAGCGUAAAGUGUCCGACAUAAUCUCUACACUAGUGAACGUUUACGGCAGCCAGGACUUAUUUGUUAACGAAUAUCGCACAUUACUGGCAGAUAGAUUGCUCUCGCAACUCAAUUAUCAUGCUGGACGCGAGAUACGUCAAUUGGAGCUAUUAAAGAGACGAUUCGGAGAGAAUCAGUUGCAUUACUGCGAAGUUAUGUUGAAAGAUGUUUACGACUCGAAAAGGAUAGAUAGUAACAUUCAUUCUGACACUAGGUACAAUUCGCCGGAGGAACUCUUUCCCACUUCCGCGCUCAUACUGUCAGCACAAUUCUGGCCGCCUUUCAAGGAAGAUUGGAAAUUGAAGUUACCGAGUAUUGUGCAGCUUCAAUUGAAUGAAUACGUGAAGGCAUUUGAGGCCUUGAAAGGAAAUAGAACGUUGUGCUGGAAACCUCAUUUAGGGAACGUAAGCCUCGAAAUCGAAUUAGAGGACAGAAAGUUGGAAAUAAACGUCACACCGGUACACGCGACGAUCAUUUUGUACUUCGAGGGUAGAAAUGAAUGGACUUUGCAAGAUUUGGCGGAAGUGAUGCACGUACCGGCGACUGUUCUGCGACGUAAAAUAACAUUCUGGGUGUCACAAGGUCUUCUUAAAGAGUCAUCCAAUGAUGUAUUCGUUCUACAAGAGGAGAGUACGUCCAAGUAUCGUUUAUCGACGGACAUUGUUGAGGAGGAGGAGGCUGAAAGUGCUAUGGCCUCAGCCAGCGAUCAGAGAGAAGAGGAACUACAAGUAUUUUGGUCAUAUAUCGUUGGGAUGUUGACGAAUUUGGAUUCGUUGCCGAUAGAAAGGAUUCAUCAGAUGUUGAAAAUGUUCGCGUCGCAAGGACCGGGUGCUGUCGAAUGCGGUUUACCGGAACUGAGGCAGUUUCUGGAUAGAAAAGUCAGAGAACAUCAACUAUUGCUCUCUGGUAGUUUCUAUCGAUUACCAAAACCGUAAAAAA